Molecule: messenger RNA, 8776 nt
Organism: Musa acuminata subsp. malaccensis (wild Malaysian banana)
Lineage: Eukaryota; Viridiplantae; Streptophyta; Magnoliopsida; Zingiberales; Musaceae
Source: RefSeq, a predicted model, not a curated record
UUCACGAUCCGGACAAAAGCAGCAGUCUAUUUGAAGGAGGGGAGCGAGGGAAGGGAAAGGAUGAGAGAUAUCGAAGGGGAAGGGGUGAGGGGAGGAGGUGGUGAAGCUGCUGCGAAGAGGAUCGGGUUUUGGGCUCUGUGCGUUGCAUUCAGCGGAAAGGGCUGAGGGUUGAGAUUUUAUGGGAGCGAAGGAGGGGUUGACAGAAGAGAGUGAGCACACAUCGGGGAAAAUGGCAUGACGUGGUGCUGUUUCCGCUGCGUGCUCACUUCUCUUCCUGUCAUCCAACCUUUGUUGUUCUAUCCUCCUGUUCUCGUCGCUCGAGAGCAACGCUCGCUAUCUCUUCUCGGGAGUCCCAUGCAUCGGUCUUAUCUGUCUGCUCGUCUCGGGAGUUCCAUGCAUCGAUCUUAUCCGUCGGCUCGUCAGAUUUGUGUGGCAAAGUGUGGUGGAUGGUUUCCGAGGGAAAAAGCGUGACUUUUGAGAAGGAAAGAGAGUACAGACCGCCUCUGUCCGGACCGAAUUGAAGGGAACAAUCGAGAGGGAGGAAGAAACUAGAAAGAGUACAUUACGCUACUCCUAUCACUCAGCGGUCUGUGCGGCCUGAACGGAGGCUACUGUUUGGCAAGUCCUAGCUUUCUUCUUGUUCUCUUCCCUUCUGUGUGUUUCUUUAGUUUCUUUGCUUUCCCUUGUUUCUUGAUGGUUUUAACUAGGGUUUGGUGGUAAGCUAAUAAAAUUUAUGGAGAAGAGGAGCCCUCGGUGGUUUGUCUCUAUGGCGGCUUCGUGAGGGCGGAGAAAGCUUCAGCUUUGAUGAGGCACCAUGAAUCAUUAGCAUCUCUUCCUUCCAAUCGUGUUUUCCCCCUUUCGUGCAACCGUUUUCUCACUUUUAUUUGUUGUUGCUUCGCCAGGUUGAAAGAAGAUUCAGUUUUGAUGGCAUGCCAUGAGUACUGAAGGCCUUGGCAUGCAGACUGUUGAAUUGUUUCUUGAGGAAGGUUCAGUUUGAUUGGAUGGGUUCCAUUUGUACACGUUCCCAAGCAUUGAAUUAACUAGGAGCCUACUUGAGUUACCUGUAAUCCUGGUGAAGAUUCUGAUAUUUGGACGAUUCACUCUUACAGCAAAGGUGAUGGGUUCCUUCUCUUUUUGCCAGUCAUCAUGUUUGAAUUUCAUUCUUUAGAACUAGUUCAUGCAAGCAGUCAAAUAAUUAAGAAUUUCUUAUGAUUACAUACUCACGUAUGGGUUCUAUUUGGGCACAUCCCAAACAUUGGACACACAAACUAGGAGCCUACUUGAGUUACCAGUAAGCCCAAUGGAGAUUGUGAUAUUAGGAAGUUUCACUCUUACGGCAAAGGCAAUGGGUUCUUUAUCUCUUUGCCAGUUAUUAUGUUUAAGUUUCAUUCUAGUUUAUGCUAGCCAUCACUAAUUUUCUGUUUGAGCAAUCUCAUUCAUAAUCUAUUUGGUUUAGUUAUUACUAGGUUUGACCAAAGGAACUAUAAGCCUUGUGACACAGCACCUGUUAAAUUGUAGAUUUAGUUGGUACCUUAGAUGGAACAUGCAAUUUCUUCACUGAGGUAAAGUCCAUCUAAUAACUCUGCUUUUUGUAAUGUUGAAGCCCAUGUCAACAAAUUAUCUUGUAACUUGUUUAAACUGAUGUUAGUCUAGUUUAUGUAAACAUGACAUUCUUGACUUCAGAAAAAAAAACAACAAACAAAAUAUUGCAGUCUAAAGAUGUAUUAUGGUAAAAGCCCUCUGUAAUAUAAGAGUCUCACAUUAGCCAUUUUUGCUGACCUCCCACAAGUUCACAUAAAGAGAAAAUAGUCAAAUACUUUAACUAGAAGAAAGUAUCAAUUUUUGCACCAUCCAUAGACUAAGGCUUCAAAGAUGCCUUAGUCCAAUCAACAAUCAAAAUUUCAAAAGAAGUUCUUAUCUGCAUGCAAUCAAGGAAUCACAAGCAUAUGCAGCUGCAUAUGCAAUUUAAUUAAAAUAUUCAAAAUUAAUAUUUAAUUGAGUGUAAGUAAAGACUGCACAAUAAAGUCCAAAGUCCAAACUUAUUAUUAUGCUAAGACCCAAGCAAAAAAUAUAUUGAUUUAUUCUCAAUGAAGAACUUAUUUAGGUGAUAAGUUACAAAAAAUAAAUGUGAUGUCUCACAUUUAUGGAUAUACAUAGUAGUAUCAAGAUAAUAAGAAUACUUGACGCAAUAUGGACAAAAAGGAAAUAUGAAUCACAUACAUGAUCAUGUUUUCAUGCAUUUUGUUGUUGAUCUUGAUCUCAAUCAAAAUCAAACACUAACUAAUACUGACUCAUCUUGUAGAGGUGGGAAACCUUUCACCAUAUUUCUUAUACAAAUAAGAAAACUUCCAUUUUUUAUAUAAAAAGGAACUUCAAAUCUGUACGGUCUUAAGAAUGUGCUUUCCGCCAAACUUUAGAACAGUUAUGAGAUUUUAAAAAAUAAUGGAGUUUGUAAGUCCCUGAAAGUCCAUCCAAAAAGACAUUCACAUGAUAUUGCAAUCAAGUGAAAAUGCAAAAAAGACAUCCAACUAUAUUUAAAAUAAGUUUAAAAAUGUGGAGGACAAUUUUAAUAAUCCAAACCUUUGAUUCUAAAUAAAAGAUUUUUGUUUGCGUUCAACUUCAUGUAUAGUCUUGCACCUAGUGUUUUGCUGAAUAAACUUAAGAUUAUGAUUGCAUUGCAAACCUCAAAUAUUUGUGGAACGUAUCCUUUGACUACCUGCUAGAAACAAAAUUAUAAUCCUCCUUGCGGUAGGUGUGACGACAUAUGGUAAACCAUCCUUUAAUGUUGGGUAAAACUAAAUGAGAAUAUUUUUAAUCAUCGGAUAGAGGAGAAUACCCAUGAUGAUAGAUUUCUUAAAUGCCUUAAAAGUGGUUUGGACUACAUACUAUGCCAAUUAUGAUGUUUAUUGCUUCACUCUGAGCUUCAUCUGCAACUCAGUUUUAGUACCAGUAUAGAUAACCAGAUAUGCUUCUACUAUAUAGUGCAUAAGUACUACUUGUAUCAGGCAUCCAAUAUGACUAGAAUGAUUUAGUACAAGAUUCCAUAGUCUUAUGGUCACUAAAGAGCAGAGUUCAUUCAUCUAUUCACAAAACCACCCUUAGGUUUUUAAACAGGACAUGUCUUGAGCACUCCAGUGUUAGAAAUGUGUCCUGCUUUUUUUUUAUAGGAUAACUCAUUUUUUGAAGAAAUCCACAGAUUAACUACUAUCAUAUAUACAUAUAUGAUAGUUUUGUUUUUUAUUUAAACAAUGAUUACAUUCUCAUGGUUCAAUCAAUCUGCAACUCAUAGCGCUGUUGUUGAAGUUUCAUCUGCAAAAUCCAAAAUUUUGUCCAUUCAGUAUUUUUGAAUUGGUUGUUAAACUUAUAUACAAAGUAUUUUAACAGUUUUCUGUGUCAUCAUAUUCAUCAUCAUCAUUUAUUUAUCUCUACGAAGAACAGAAACAAUUGCAAGUUGCUCACAUUGCUUUUAGUAUCAUUUUUGGCAUCAGCCACAUUCAAUAUAUUUGUAUAUACAACAAAAGCUGUUUCUCAUAAUCAUAUUAUCAUAUAUAUUGCAUACUCUGUAAAUAUAUGGAUAUACAUGCAUAAAUUAUGUUGUUCGGAUAUAUACUUUAUCGCACAUAGAUAUUUUCGAUCCAAGAGCGGAAUAGUUUUUCUUAGCUGCAGGUCCACAUUCCAGGCUAAGAUGAAAAGAAAGUUGUCCCCUAAUCUACAAUUGGCUGGACAAGUGCAGUACAUGACUGAUUUUAAUACUAUAAGUGUCAUGAUGCAAAAUUACAUUCAGGACAAAUCUGGGCACUCAAAUUAUUGGAAACCCUGUGGACUUCUGCCUUGUAUCCAAGUCUGCCAGAUGAAGUAUGCAUAGUCUUAUGUGAUGAAUGCUCGACACCAUCUUAAUACAUCAACCCUUCUUGCAUAGUAUAUACAGUCAAUCAGAAUAUUUUUCAAAGACCACCCACGAUCCUUAGUUUUGGUAUUGCACUGAGCUGCAAUAGCCGAGUUGGAGUUCCCUCAUCAGUACUCCACAGUCUUGCCUUCUGCAACUUUUAAGAUUUGCGCUGGGUGAUAACGGUAGCCAGCAUCAACUGACUUGAUGUUAUGAACAUCAUUGCACUUGGAAUUGCUCUGGCUCAGAGUAGCAAGAAGUAAGUUGAAACUUUCUUACUACUUGUAGCACAUUCAAACCUCUUUGACAUGUCAAGUCAGAUCUCACAUGUGCCUCGAGCAAUCUUGAUUGCUAAUUCUUGUAUCUCAAAAAUAUGAACUUGGUUCUUCUUGAUAUACCUGAUCAUAUAAAUGUCCGUUUUAUCCUUGCUAAAUAAUAUCAUUGAACUACUUGUUAGAAACUUCUGCCCCCAGUUUCUUUCUCCUCAAUUUCGGCUGCAGAAUAAAAUAUAUGUUUUCCUGUGUCUUUGAUAUCAUUCUACUCCAUAAACCAAAUUUUUUAUUUCUAUCUUUUAGUCACUCUUCAGCCAAAAUUAUUGUCCUUUACUUCUUUCAGGUUUCAUAUUGUAUUGUAUUUGGACAUAAUUAAAACCUCAGCAAACUAUUGCCGUUAAAAUAAAGCCAUGCUUGUCAACUGCAUGUAGCUUUGCAAUGGAAUGUAAUUUUUUGCUUCAAUUUUCAGAAUGCAUUGCCUCAACUAGGUGAGGAUCUUGUAUCUUUCUUGGAAUCUGUGAAGCCCUCUUGAACCUAGUAUUUUUCAUGUGCAGAGGCCUCAGUAGAUGGACUCAUAACUGAAGCUUAGGGGAAUUCAUGAACCAGCACUUUGUGUAUUCCAUUAUUUCUUGCAUCAUUUUUUGCAGAGGCUGCCUAUAUGUGGACUCAUAGCUCAAGCUGAGUAAAAUCAUGAAUUAACACUAAGUCUACUCCUUUUUGUUGCUCAGUUAUUGUGGCAUCACAUUUUUAGAAUUCAAUAUUUUUGUAACAGGAAGGGAUCUUCUUGUUCCAGAACAUGUAGUCUAUUCCAUUGUUUCUUGCAGAGGCUUCCUGUAUGUGAACACAUAGUAAAAUCAUGAAUUAACACUAAAGUCUUCUCCUCUGUGGAUCAGUUAUUGUGGCAUCACAUUUUUAGAAUUCAAUAUUAUUGUAACAGGAAGGGAUCUUCCUGUUCCAGAACAUGUAGGUUGUCGCAGCAAAGUAACCCCUUCAGGCAACUGGGAGAAGAGAUCUCACCUUGGAACUCCGCUUGUUUCUCCGAAGUUGAUGCCACUCUUGGGAGUUGUCCUUUGUUUAGUGCACUAUUUAGAUGCUCAAGCCCAAUCGAUAAGGAUGAAAAUUGUUCUGUUCAGAUGGAAGAAACAAGCAAUCCCUGGCUUUCAGGACAUAUUAUAAGGUACGAGAAGAGAUGAUGGAUGGUGAUGCUUGAGGUCUACCAUCCAAAACUGCAUGUACCAUGGAUGAAUAUGAAGUUGGCUUUUGUUGGGUCCAUCUCCUUUGGAUGCUUCCUGCUAAAGCAAACACUACUAUCUUUGACCAUUGAAUGCCUCGUUAGUGCCCCAAACAUAUUUCCAGUGGUAGCUGUGACUCUCCAACUGAACCAAUAAAUUCCUCCAUUACCAUCACCUUUAAUUCCACCUCCUCAAUUUACUCUGUCUCCCUCCCUCCCUGUGAGUGACCAGCUUUGUUGUGCCCAUCACAGGCCAAAGGUAUGCAACUUCAUGACACUGUGUCUUUUGCAUCAGCCUCCAUGUCAAGACAAUCUUGAGCUCCCACACACUGCUCAAAAGAACAAAGAAAGAAAGCUCCUUUUUCGUUCCAACCUCAGAGGCGCGAAUGGUGGGGCUUGGCACCUCGAAGGUGCUUCAAAAAUUGGAACCUUUUGAUGCCUAAAGAGAUGGUGGAUGCAGAGCAGGAGGAAGGGAGGAGAUGAAGAACAGCAUCUUUUCAUGACCGAAAAGCAACCCAUCUCUUGUUUGCUUGCUCUUCGUUGGUUCUUAAUCCUUCGCACCUAAUGGGCGUCGGGUUCUUUGCCUUCUACCUCUCGAUAACUCUGCUGCUGAGGUGCUUGGCGUCGCAGCAGCCGAACACAGACGCCGCCUUCGUCUCUGAGUUCUUCCGGCGGAUGGGGGUGGCGCCCUCCUCCACCAAUGGCAACUCCUCCCAGGUUUGCUCGUGGAGAGGGGUCUCCUGCGAUGGCCAGACCGAGAGAGUCGUCAGCUUGGUGGCUCCCGGCUUCGGGUUCGCCGGCCCGAUCCCGGAAAUCACUAUCGGAAAGCUCAGCGUACUCCGAGUCUUGGAUCUCGGCGACAACAACAUCACUGCUCUUCCUUCGGACUUCGGGGAAUUGAGUGGUUCCCUCAGAAGCCUCAACCUCUCCUCGAACGAGAUCGCGGGGCCGCUUCCGACCAACAUCGGCAACUUCAAGCGGAUGGAAAGCCUCGACCUUUCGCGCAACCGGUUCUCAGGGGAGAUCCCGAGCGAGGUCCGCUCGCUGUCGAGCCUGCGGGUCCUCAAUCUCAGCAAGAACUCGUUGGAGUCGAGCAUUCCGAACGCCAUUCUCGGAUGCGUCUCCCUGGUUGCAGUUGAUCUUUCCAGCAACAGGUUGAGCGGGAGCGUCCCGGAUGGAUUUGGCGCCACUUUCGCAAACCUAAGCACCUUGGAUCUCUCAGAAAACGAGAUCAGCGGAAAGAUGCCAGAUUUAUCCGGGUUGAAUUCGAUCACCUAUCUCAAUCUCUCUGGCAAUCUUCUCCGGGACUUGGAUCUCGGGGGAAUCCGAGGCCCGUUGCAGGUCAUCGACCUUAGCAAUAACCAGUUCCAUGGCCUCAUCUCCCAGGUGAACACCAGCUCCAUCUCCACCUGGUCUUCUCUGGUUUACCUUGACGUGUCGAUGAACGAGCUCACCGGAGAGUUCUUCUCCGGUCUGGGGGAUUUGAGGUCACUAAAGCAUCUCAAUCUUGCAUUCAACAAGUUCUCCAGCCAAGAAUUCCUUCACAUAGAAAUGCCUUCUGCCCUACAGUAUCUCAACUUGUCCAAGACCAAUCUCACCGGCCAAAUUCCAACUGGGAUCUCUCAAUUGCAUGACCUGAAGGUGUUUGAUGUUUCGCAGAAUCAUAUCACUGGCAAGAUCCCUGAGCUAAGCACUGGGAACCUGCGAGUGAUAGACCUUUCAGUGAACAAUCUCACAGGUGAAAUCCCAGAGUCCUUGCAACAGAAGCUAUCCAGUAUGGAAAGGUUCAACUUCUCCUUCAACAAUCUCACUUACUGUGCCGAGAAAUUUUCGCCGGAAACACUCAUUUCGUCAUUCAUUGGGUCACAAAGUGACUGCCCCAUUGCAGUCAAUCCAGAUGGUGUUGGAUUCAAGGGUAGCAAACGCAGGGCUCUCAAGCUAGGACUGGCCAUAGCUUUCUCGGUGUUCUUUUUGUUUGCAGGGCUCAUCUGCCUUGCCGUUGCAUGGCGAAGGAGGGGUAAAUCCUGCGCAAUUAAGCAACCGUCGUUCAAAGAGGAGCAAAAUGUCUCCGGCCCCUUCCGCUUCCAGACCGAUUCGACUACUUGGGUUGCCGAUGUCAAGCUUGCUACUUCGGUGCCUGUUAUCAUCUUCGCGAAGCCAUUACUGAACUUUACCUUUGCUGACCUCUUGAGUGCAACCUCCCAUUUUGAUCAAGGAACCUUGUUGGCAGAGGGAAAGUUUGGACCAGUCUAUCAAGGAUUUCUACCUGGAGGAAUCAAUGUUGCUGUGAAGGUCUUGGUUCAUGGAUCAGCAGUGACAGACCAGGAAGCUGCCAAAGAGCUUGAGCGGCUCGGCCAGAUCAAGCACCCCAAUUUAGUGCCCUUAGCUGGUUACUGCUUAGCCGGGGAUCAAAGGAUUGCUAUAUAUGAUUACAUGGAUAAUGGAAACCUACAGAAUCUACUUCAUGAUCUACCACUGGGUGUGCAGUCAACUGAAGAUUGGACUAGUGAUACAUGGGAGCAAGAUAAUGCCGAUGCGCAAAGCAUCACGACGGAAGGGAUGACUACUUGGAGAUUCCGACACAAUAUUGCAUUAGGUACUGCAAGGGCAUUGGCAUUUCUCCAUCAUGGAUGUUCUCCCCAGAUAGUUCACAGAGAUGUGAAGGCAAGUAGCAUCUAUCUUGACUCGGCACUGGAGCCUAGGUUAGCUGACUUUGGACUAUCAUGUUUAGUGGGGGCUAGCAUGGAGGGUGAAUUGUCUCAAGGAUCACCAGGUUAUGCUCCUCCAGAGUUCUCUGAGCCAGAAAAUGCAUCUGCAACAACAAAAUCCGAUGUUUAUGGGUUUGGGGUGGUGCUGUUUGAGCUUCUUACAGGGAAGAAACCAAUUGGAGAUGAAUAUGGUGGAGACAAGGAUACUACUUUGGUCGGUUGGGCGAGGGCUUUGGUUAGAAGAAACGAGCUCACAAGAUUAGUUGAUCCAAAGAUUCGUGAAACGGGACCGGAGAAACAAAUGGAGGAAGCACUAAGAAUUGCCUAUCUAUGUACAGCUGACUCGCCGUCGAAGAGGCCAUCCAUGCAGCAGAUUGUUGGUCUUCUGAAGGACAUUGAGCCUGUCACAAUUUAGCAUUGAAUUGUUCAACACUUCCAACUUCGAUUCAGAUUUCAGGUCUUUGCUCUUCUCUUUUCUCACUUGUUUUCUGCUGUCUCCACUACAUCAUCUGAACAAAGGGCUUGCUAUCACACUCGGGUCACAUUCUCUAUUAACCUUCUAUGAACUACUUCAUGUAUCUCUACAUUGGACAAUCCUUUCAUCUAUGACAAAUUAGGUACUGUCCCUUAAAGCUACUAGAAAAGCAACCUUCAAUAUAACCCUCUGUUCCCUUGUCAA